Quercus lobata is the source of this 1122-nucleotide messenger RNA. RefSeq names its product secoisolariciresinol dehydrogenase-like. Gene Ontology annotation, molecular function: oxidoreductase activity, acting on the CH-OH group of donors, NAD or NADP as acceptor. The transcript is spliced from 2 exons. The record is from RefSeq and is a predicted model, not a curated record. NCBI's taxonomy places the organism in Eukaryota, Viridiplantae, Streptophyta, Magnoliopsida, Fagales, Fagaceae. The coding region runs from base 100 to 930 and encodes 276 amino acids.
AACAACUGAGAAUUAAAAACCAUCUUCUUUAAUAGCAUAUAAUGUGGUUUCCGCACUAUUAAAGAUCAAAUAAAGUAGCACACUCACCCAAGGAAAAAGAUGAGUACUUCUUCAACGCCCAUUGCUAAAAGGUUGGAAGGAAAGGUGGCCAUAAUAACUGGUGGUGCCAGCGGCUUAGGAGAGAGCACAGGAAGGCUAUUUGUCCAACAUGGUGCAAAGGUAGUAAUUGCAGAUAUUCAAGAUGACCUUGGCCACUCCCUCUGCAAAGACCUUGGCCCUGAAGAAACCAUCUCUUUUGUCCAUUGCGAUGUAACUAGUGACUCUGAUGUCCAGAAUCUCGUGGACUUCACUAUCUCCAAGUAUGGAAAGCUUGAUAUUAUGUACAAUAAUGCUGGCACUGCAGGCAGUAUGGAUCCAAGAAUCUUAGCUACAAACAACGAAGAAUUCAAGAGGGUGUUUGAUGUCAAUGUGUUUGGUUCUUUCUUGGGGGCCAAGCAUGCUGCCAGGGUAAUGAUUCCAGCCAAGAAAGGGUGCAUUCUCUUCACAUCAAGCUCAGCUUCGGUAAUUUCCUUCAGUGGGCCACAUGCAUACACAGCAUCCAAGUAUGCUAUUGUAGGGUUGGCUAAGAACUUGUCUGCAGAGUUGGGACAGUAUGGGAUAAGAGUUAAUUGUAUAUCUCCAUUUGCAACCGCAACACCAAUGUUGACUCAAACUUUGGGGACAACGGAUAAGACCAAGCUGGAUGAGGUGAUUUGUGAGGCAGCAAACUUGAAAGGAGUAGUUUCUGAGCCAAAAGAUAUUGCAGAGGCAGCACUCUAUUUGGCAAGCGAUGAGUCGAAGUAUGUGAGUGGGCUCAAUCUUGUGGUUGAUGGAGGUUAUAGUGCAAUCAAUCCGUCAUUUCCAAUGGCAAUGAAAAGCCUUUUUUCUUGAGCUAGUUUUGUAUUAGUCCAACUCCAUUGUAUUCUUUUUUCUCAUCAAGUUUUGUAUUUAUCUUCUAUAUGCUUAUGCAGUCCAAUUAAUAUGUUGAGAAAAUAUGCUAUAGUUUUGAAUGAAGAUGAGUUGUAACUUCGACCCAAAUGAAAUGAAAUGAAAUUAGGAGUUGUAACAUUUCAAGAUGUAAUU